ACACUCGAGUCAGCCAUGACAGGUCUUCUGCGUGAUUCUCACAAUCACCAGGGAGCUUCCGGUCCCUGAUUUUUUUUCAACCCCCUUCUGGAGGUCAGAGAACAAAAUAAAGAUAAUGUCGUCUGCUCCGGAUAACUCGGAUCAGACGAUGAUCUUCCUAUUAUUGUUAUUACUAUUUGGAACUGGCAUCAUCAAUUCCUCAGAAGUAGUCUACAGACCAGAAGAAGAUGAACACUGCAACCGAACAGUCGACAUUUACCAAUCCGUUUCCAGCCCACCUGUCACCGAUGAAAACCGCAACAAACCCCUACACUGUACGUACCGAAUCCGUGUACGUCCGGCCAGAAACGAUUGGGUCGUCUUCGUGCGAUUCAUCAGAAUGAGGGUUGGUGAGCCAAGUGAAGAUCGACAUCGCUGUCUAGGAGGUUACAUCCAAAUCAUCGACGGUUACAGGGAUUCGAAUCAUACCAACAAAGAAGAACCCGGAUAUUAUUGUGGAGAAAUUGAUUCACCAAAAACUUUUGUGUCUGAAACACCUCAUGUGAAAAUUGUCCUACAUGUAGACAGCUAUGGCCAUGACACAUUUUUACAGUUCGAUGCAAAUGUGGAGCAGCAACAAGAGGUUCAUGCUCGUUAUGGUCAAUAUGCGCAGCUAUACCCACACAGACGUGGAACUCCAGUUCCCGGAACAUACUGCGAUAGAUCUUUCCACGGUUGCGCCCCGACACGCUGCUUUGUGCAAUCUCCAGGAUUUCCGGGCAUAUAUCCAAGAAACCUACGCUGCCGUUAUACCUUGAGUGUGACACGCAGUCUUGUUGCCUUGGACAUGAACUCUUUCGAUGUGGAUGGUUUGCGAUGUGACAAUCUACUUUUAUGCUUUCCCAGACCUGUGACGAAAAAUAACUCAGAAUGCCCUUUUGAUUACGUCAAAAUAUAUGAUGGAACUUCAGAAGAUAGUCCUCUUAUCGUUACUUUAUGUGGUCGUGGCAGACUAAAGUCUCAGAUUGUAGCUUCAGGUUCAGAAAUGCUGGUCGAAUUCGGAACAUCCGCUGCUGGGCCACUACUCAACAAAGGAUUCCACUUUAAGGCCGAAAGCAUUCAUGGUGAAAGCGAAACAGAACAUCAGUAUCCUAAGUUAGACAGCAACGGAACUUGCUCAAUUACAAAGUACAUGAGAUCGGGAGAUGUUGCUACAUUUGGCCAUCUACGUUCUUGGUAUCCAGUAAACACAACUUGCACUUACAAAUUCGUGGCUCCAGAUGACGAGGUUCUGAAAUUGACUUUUGAGUUUUUCCGCAUGGAGCGGGUCACGUUAUGCAACGAGUCUCUUAAGCUCUACGAUAGUUCGUUAAACGAUCCUUCCAAAAUCAUAUCGAAAUUGUGUGACAUUAAUAAACCACGAACCGAACAACCGAAAUCUGUGUAUGAGACAACAGGACCAGGACUUUUUGUAGAAUUCUCCAGCAAAAUGGGGUCUUUAGAAGGCUCUUCUAUCAGUUACGCAUUUGAGGUUCGGCCUGUAAAUGUUGUAGCUCGCAGAAACACCCUUAAUGGCAACAGCUGCAGUAGAGUAUUCACUCCAGAAGGGGGCAUGACAGGACUAUUAACUGGACAUUCUUUUGGCGAGACAAAUAUUUCUUCUCUUACUUGUAACUACACUUUUGAUGCCUCACGAUUACCUCAAGGAAGAGUGAGGCUCGUCAUUUUCACCUCUCUUAAGAAAUCCGCCAACUGCGCCGAAUGUCGACAAGAACCUUUGUUUUUUCAAGUUUUAUUUGGCAUUGGAGAAAAAAUGUGUUUCUGCAAGGUUUCUACUCAUAAAAGUCAUACUCUGAUUUCUUUGGGUCCAUUGAUGCAUUUAUCAUUACAUGCUGAAUCUGCGUGGGAUAAGAAACUUCCACAAAAACAUGUGGUCAACGGAAGUUACAUUUUCUAUUCCGAAUCCAGAUGUGGAGCCGAACGUCUGGAACUAGAUAUACAAGGUAUACUCACUUUCCCACCACUCAUACCGACAAUAGGAAACUGUCCAGAUGGACAAUGCCUAGAUGGUCCUAUUUUCUGCCAGUGGAAGAUCCCGAUCUUCCACAGAAUGGAUGUUCUUUUAAAAGUGGAGAGUUUAGCCGAGGAAGGCAACUGCAGUACUGACCAUGCCAUUGUAAGCAGCAUAGUUCUCUGCCCGAGCGAUGAGGUUCAAGAGGUUCUUCUUCACAAAGAAGACAUCUUCGAAUCAGACGUCACCGUCAGUUUGCGCAUGUCCGAAAAGACAUCUAACUUUACAGUCAGGUGGACGCAACUUCAAAUGCUACCAACAAGGACGAGUCCUGAUAGUUUAAUGUCACUUGGCAAAGACUGUGAUUUCCUUUGCACAACUUCCAUGGCUUGCUUAACCAGAGACCUAGUGUGUAAUGGUGUAAGCAAUUGUCCUGGUAUAGGCGUUACUGCAGAUGAAGAUACUACCUUAUGCCUGUUGCCAAGAGACAAUUUUAAACUUUAUUGGUGGAUUAUUGGUUUUGGGUUAGGAGUUUGUGUUUGUUUGACAUUAUGUCUUGUUUUUACGAUCUUUAGAAAAUGUCGCGUGAGGCGUCACCGAAUUUAAAUUGUGAUGUUGUUGUUUUUUGUACAAAUGUAUAAAAUUUAUUAAAUUUUUAAAUGUUUCAAUUGAA
Messenger RNA from Parasteatoda tepidariorum (common house spider), 2663 nucleotides. RefSeq lists its product as uncharacterized. Gene Ontology annotation, cellular component: plasma membrane. The record is from RefSeq and is a predicted model, not a curated record. NCBI's taxonomy places the organism in Eukaryota, Metazoa, Arthropoda, Arachnida, Araneae, Theridiidae.